UUUCAAACUACCAAACCCGAAGCCAUGACGAAUCCGAAUCCAAGUCACCGAUCCGCUCUUCCAAACACGGGUAACACCCAAUGAUUAAUUGCUCAGCUCAGACGAGGAGGCUUGAGCUAAAGGGAGGGGUGAAGCCCAAAGACGUUGAAAUUGAAACUCUAGAAACUGAGAUUGAAAUUUCAGAGAGGCAGGCAGCUCAUACUCCCACAACCCCACGAAGCUGCGGCCUGCGAGUGGUGCUGUAGCAUAGCAGCCACUGCACUCUCUCUCUCUGUAGUUUCUUGCUUCUUGGUUAUUUGGGUCUCUCUUCUCUUGGGGUCAUCUGCUUUUGCAUCUCUUUCUUCUGUUCAUUUGGGGUCUCUCUUCUCUUGGGGUUGUCUUCUUUUGAAUCUCUUUCUUAGCUGUUCAUUUGGGGUCUCUCUUCUUCUGAGUUUGGUUCUCUCACUGUCAUCUGCGUUUGAUUCUCUCUCCUCUUUCUCCUUUCAUCUGCUGUACUAUUUGGGCUUCUCUCUGGACCUUCUGCUUCUGACACAAGCAACGCAUUCAAUGGCGAAUCCCAAAACUCCUCCCCCCAUUAUUGGAAAAGCUGGAAGAUACACAGUCUUCCUCACCCCCAAGCAAUCACCCCCCCAAACUGCACCCCUUCAAACACCAUCCCCCAAACCACUAUCCCCUCGAACGCCUAUCCCUGAGGCCAAGCCAUCUCCUCCUGUUCAACCCCCUCCCCUUCAGUUCGAAACUCCAAAAAAUACGAUGUCUUCGUCGCAUUUCGGUUUCUUCUGGUCAGCUAUUGCGAAGGUCCAGCAUGUGCAUUCAAGUGUUGAUGAGUAUUUGGCUGAUCUGUUUGGGUUGAACCAGUCCAAGUAUCAGUGGGCUCUCAAUGAGUACUACGAGACCAAUGCAACGGAUAUCGAGAAUGGAAAUCUAAAGGGACAAAAAUGCAAAGGACUAAAGAUGCUGCAAAAACAUAACCAGGAAGUAAAGAAAGAGGGUGCUACGGCUUAAACAUGCAAGAUGAUGUGACUUUUCACUCAUUUGCAAUGUUGAUUACAUGGCAAUUCUAUAUUAAGAUGACUAAGUGCACUAUUAAGGAGAAUUCGGAGACUCAAGUCUGCGGUGCUCUUUUGUGUUGGAAAAAUGAAGAUUGCUGAGAUCUAGGCUUGUUGAACAUUGGCAAUUCUCUGUUUGUAUGAUGUUAUAAAACUCCCUUUAACUCUACUGUGGAUUAUUUUGGAUUUUGUCCCAUCAGCCAUCCUUCUCAUAGGUUGGUCCUCAUAUGUGAUCUAUGUAUAUGUUUCCCUGCACUCUCAUUUGAAAUUAAUGUCUGUUAUUUUGGAGUUAAUUGCCAUUGUCAGACCCAAAGGUCAAAACAUAACUAAAUGAGAUCAUGGUUAAAGCUUA
Amborella trichopoda is the source of this 1401-nucleotide messenger RNA. RefSeq lists its product as uncharacterized. Lineage: Eukaryota; Viridiplantae; Streptophyta; Magnoliopsida; Amborellales; Amborellaceae. The record is from RefSeq and is a predicted model, not a curated record.